This is a messenger RNA of Aspergillus piperis CBS 112811, 498 nucleotides long. RefSeq lists its product as uncharacterized. The transcript has a single exon. The record is from RefSeq and is a predicted model, not a curated record. Lineage: Eukaryota; Fungi; Ascomycota; Eurotiomycetes; Eurotiales; Aspergillaceae. The coding region runs from base 84 to 413 and encodes 109 amino acids.
UUUUCUUAAACUCUUUUUCCGACUCACCUGGCUGUGGUUGUGUAUAAUUGGGAUGCUUCCAGCAACGCCUAUCCCUGCGGUCAAUGAGCGAUGGGAUCUUCCCCCGGCUUACAUGGCACGUUGUUCUGGCCUCGUUGGCCCCCCAGCAGGGAUGCAGGAGCUCGAAUAUGGGAAUAGGAAUUACUAACCUAGGUUUUAAAAGCAGACGUGCUAUCAAAGUCUCAGUAUUGCACUGCGACAUGAUUCAUGAAUAUGCAUUCAGCGAGUCCACGUUGGCUUUAUUGGAGAAGGCAUAUGCGUAUCCUGAUGAAGGAAGUGGCAUUUAUAGGAGACUGUCUGAAUUAAGGGGUAGAGGUGUGACCACAGCUUGCGACAGACGGACUAGAUACAUAACGUGGGAGGUCGGGAUUUGAUAACGCGUCCUGACGCACUUGGUUUAUUCAGCGCGCUGACCAUCGACAACUGGUUGCAGAUGGAGAUAAAGAAAGAGCUGUCGAA